This is a messenger RNA of Cynara cardunculus var. scolymus (artichoke), 1184 nucleotides long. RefSeq names its product short-chain dehydrogenase TIC 32, chloroplastic-like. Lineage: Eukaryota; Viridiplantae; Streptophyta; Magnoliopsida; Asterales; Asteraceae. The transcript is spliced from 6 exons. The record is from RefSeq and is a predicted model, not a curated record. The coding region runs from base 115 to 1080 and encodes 321 amino acids.
GCUGGUGCCCUGCUUCAUGUCUAUAUAUCUCCCAACUUCACCAUAAUUUUGCAUUACAGAAUCCGAUCAUCAUCGCUCUCGCAACCAAAAUUUCUGUUAUUAAUCCUUGAAAAGAUGUGGAUUUUUUCAUGGAAGGGACCAACUGGAUUCUCAGCUUCUUCUACAGCUGAAGAAGUUACACGAGGAAUCGAAGCUUAUGGCCUUACCGCCAUUAUUACAGGUCCAACAAGCGGUAUCGGCCUCGAAACUGCACGGAUCCUGGUCUUGCGCGGCGUACAUGUGGUUAUGGCGGUUAGAAACACCACCGCCGGUCAAAAAGUCAAACAAGAAUUAAUCAACGAAAUUCCUAAAGCUAAAAUCGAUGUCAUGGAGCUUGACGUUGCCUCACUGAAAUCCGUAAAUAAGUUUGUGGCGGCAUACAAAUCGACAGGUUUUCCGAUCAACAUCCUCAUUGCGAAUGCAGGGGUUAUGGCACCGCCGUUCACCCUGACGGAAGACAACAUAGAGCUACAAUUUGCGACGAACCACAUCGGUCACUUCCAUUUGACCAAUGGUUUGUUGGACAUCAUGAAGAACACUGCAGAAAAGUCCGGCAUCGAGGGAAGGAUCGUGAUUUUGUCGUCGGAGCUCCAUAAAAUGAGUUAUAAAGAAGGAGUUCGAUUUGAUCAAAUAAACGACGAAAAGAGUUAUACCCCUUUACUCGCGUAUGGCCAAUCUAAGCUUGCUAACGCGUUGCAUGCAAAGGAGCUCGCAAGGCGGCUCAAGGAAGAAGGGGCAAAUAUAACAGUGAAUUCGCUGCAUCCAGGAGUUAUCGCAACAAAUCUUGCACGACACACGGCUUGGAUGCGACUAAUCUUUGGGUACAUCGUUCGGCUCAUGUUGAAGAACGUGGAACAGGGAGCCUCAACUACGUGCUAUCUGGCAUUGAACCCGGGGGCGAAGGGGAUAAGUGGCGAGUAUUGGGCCGAUAACAACAUCUCGAGUCCAAGCGGGUUUGUUAACGAUCCUGAAUUCGUGAAGAAAUUCUGGGAUUUCAGCGUUGAUUUGAUAGAGCGAACUCUGACCUCGUCGUCGUUAUAAGUUAUUCCGUUGAGUAAAAUGUUUAUGUAUUUGUGAUGGAUGUUAAAAAGCUUUAAGAUUGUCAAAAUUAUACGUCGUCUCUAAUAAAGGCAUUUUCGUCUCCU